Molecule: messenger RNA, 2430 nt
Organism: Cherax quadricarinatus
Lineage: Eukaryota; Metazoa; Arthropoda; Malacostraca; Decapoda; Parastacidae
Product: protein dachsous-like
Biological process (GO): homophilic cell-cell adhesion
Cellular component (GO): plasma membrane
Molecular function (GO): calcium ion binding
Source: RefSeq, a predicted model, not a curated record
UGGUCGGGGGAGUGUGUGCGGCGGCCGGGUACAGUGAUAUUAGUGCAAAACCCAAUUAAAAGUGGAUUUAUAAGCUUAAAUAGUGAUAUGUGUUGAUUUCUGGAUUAUUUACUGCUGCACCCAUGGAUGGACUGGUCGUGUCGAGGAGCGCGGGCGGCGUGGGCGUAUUAGAGAGUGUAGUUUGGGCGUUCUAGUGCCGCCCGGGACACACUACAACAGCAGCAGAAGACCCAUGAAAGUGUUGCUACAGUGAGCGCUCGUUCUCAGUGCUGUGGGGCCCGGGGCGAGACCCUCUCCGGCUGCCCACAGUGUUGUGCAAUAAGUGUGGUGGCCAUUGUGGUUGUGGCAGUGUGGUGGUGGCAGUGUUGGUGGUGGCAUUGUGGUGCGCGAGUGUGGUGGUGCGUGAGCAAGGAGCAGUGAUGCACCGACAUGUGUGAGCAGUGCCGCCUCGGGGAGGAGGGGGACGUCGGCGACCCCUCCGGUCCCGCUUCCCCCGUGCCGCCCUGCUGCUACUGCUGCCGGGGACGCCUACGGGACAUAACCACGCCGACCCCAGCGCUCAAUACUAGAAGAGCAGGGGCGAGAGUGACCGGUGCAGUGGCCAAAGGGAGUGAGCGGCAUGACACAACAGUUAAUGAAAGAACAGUAAGGGGCCCAUACAGGACUCAAUCGAGGGCGGCUAUGUUGGCUCUGCUAUUGGUCUUUGUCAUCUGUCCCGCAACCUGUGAAUACGUGCGGGAAUUUGAAGUGUCAGAGGGCGUGGCAAUAGGAACCAAUAUUGGUUACAUCGGCGACAGUAACCCAGGACAACCGCUGCCGCCGCCGCCGCCAUACUUGAUAGUACCGGUGCCAGGUAGCGCCGUGGACUCAGACCUCAGAAUCGAGCAGGACACGGGUGAGAUCAAAACCAAGGUAGUCCUGGACCGCGAGCUGAGGUCCUCUUACUCUCUGGUGGCCAUUCCACACUCGGGCGAAAACAUAAGGGUUCUCAUAAAAGUCAAAGACGAGAACGACAACGCCCCCACCUUCCCUUCUGCUGUUAUGAACAUUGAAUUUCCAGAGAACACUCCACGCGAUGUGAAGCGCACGUUGGCACCAGCACGGGACAAAGACCUUGGCAUCUUCAAUACCCAGCGUUAUCGUAUUGUGUCCGGUAAUGUGAACAACGCCUUUCGACUCUCCUCCCACCGUGAGAGAGAUAGCGUCCUCUAUCUCGACCUACAGAUCAACGGAUUCUUAGAUCGUGAGACCACAGCAUUUUAUUCAUUAUUAAUCGAGGCUUGGGAUGGUGGAUCUCCGCCCCUGAAGGGUUCCAUGACCGUCAACAUCACCAUUCAGGAUGUCAACGACAAUCAGCCUAUCUUCAAUCAGAGUCGAUACUUUGCUACAGUGCCGGAAAAUGCAACGAUUGGUACUUCUGUUUUGCAGGUCUUGGCUACAGACACUGACGCGGGGAACAACGGGAAAAUCACCUACUCUAUCAAUCGUCGUCAGAGUGACCGAGAAAACAUGUUCCAGAUCGACCCCAAGUCUGGAGUCAUUUCUGUCAACAGGCCUCUGGAUUUUGAGACAAAGGAGGUUCACGAAUUGGUGGUGGUUGCUCGCGACAACGGUGACCAACCCCUGGAGACCACUGCCUUCGUUUCCAUCCGUGUCAUUGAUGUCAACGACAACCAGCCCACCAUUAACCUCAUCUUCCUCUCCGACGACGCAACACCUAAGAUAUCCGAAGAUGCGCAGCCGGGAGAGUUCGUGGCUCGGAUCUCGGUGAAUGAUCCCGACUCUAAGGAAGAGUAUGCCAACGUGAGUGUUACCUUGGAAGGCGGGGAGGGUCACUUUGAUCUCACCACGCAGGACAGUAUUAUCUACCUUAUGGUAGUUUCGCGGCCAUUAGACCGCGAAUUGAAACCCAACUACACGCUAGUGGUGUUCGCUACUGAUAUGGGUAAUCCGCCACUCCAUGCCUCUCGGAAGUUUGACUUGCAAGUCACAGAUAUGAACGAUAAUGCACCAGAGUUCGAUCAGACUGUGUACUAUGCUAACGUGUUGGAGGUGGCCGACCCGGGCACCUCCGUGUUCCAACUGUCAGCGUUAGAUCGAGACGAAGGGAACAAUUCCGUGAUCACAUACUCGAUUCGAGACACUCCUGAGACUCACUCAAACUGGUUCAAGAUAGAUUCUCGGACAGGACUGAUCACGACGCGGACUCACGUUGACUGCGAAACUGAACCAGUGCCACAAAUCACCGUCAUAGCUACGGACUCUGGGUCGCCUGCAUUGUCCUCCUCGGCAACCGUCAAGGUCACUAUCCGCGAUGUUAAUGACAACGAACCCAUCUUUGACCAGAGCUUCUAUAACGUUUCCGUCCAGGAAUCGGAAGCCGUCGCCAACUGCAUAUUAAAGGUGAGUGUCUAAAGUAGUACAGUAUUU